Elaeis guineensis (African oil palm) is the source of this 2774-nucleotide messenger RNA. Its product is annotated as peroxisome biogenesis protein 5. The record is from RefSeq and is a predicted model, not a curated record. Gene Ontology annotation, biological process: protein import into peroxisome matrix, docking. Gene Ontology annotation, molecular function: protein binding. Lineage: Eukaryota; Viridiplantae; Streptophyta; Magnoliopsida; Arecales; Arecaceae. Gene Ontology annotation, cellular component: peroxisomal membrane; cytosol.
GGCGGCGAUGGCGAUGAGGGAUCUCGUCACCGGUGGGGCGGCCUGCGCCGUCCCCGGCACCGCCUCCUCCUCCUCCUCCAAUCCCUUCGGCGGCCUCGCCAACGCCAUUCUUGGGUCGUCGUCCAAGGCUCAGGAGUUGAAGGGGCUUCCUGAAACAUCAGUUAAUGUCCCUGGUUCAUCUUCUGACUUUGGGCCUGAAGCUUCUUUGACAACCAUUCCAGGGUCAGAAUAUGAGAGUCAGCAGUACCAGCAACUGGAUGCUCCGACUUCUGAGUUUCUACAUGGCUUCCGAACUGCUGAUCAUGGUCUUGAAGAUGCUUGGGAUGAAAUUCAUCGACCUCCAGUUCUUCCCCAUGCUCUAGGCAGAGAAGGUCAACCUCACUUUGCUGAGUUUGAGCAAAUUUAUGACCAUGGUGGCAGUUCUAUCCUUCAACCCACUUGGGAUGGACCACCACAGAGAGUGUUGUCUAGUUUCUUGCAUUCCUUUGUGGACAGUGGUCGCGCAGGUGUUCCAUUCCGUCCAACAGCACUACCAGUUCUUGGGUUGUCUGAAGUUGACAAACAAUGCAUACGUGAUCGUAGCUGCAUAAUGGCUAGACAUAUUUUUGCAGAUAAAAGCGAAGAGUUCAUUAGUGCACAGGUAAAUGCAUUGCUGCACUCUCUGGAUAUCGAUAGUGAUCAUAGAAUUAGAGGCCCCAUGAAUGGACCUUUUCGAGAGUUGGAAGAAUAUUGGAAUGAGUCUCAAAGUGCCAUGAAAUCUGGGAUGCCUAAUUCUGCAGAUAGAUGGGCUACUGAAUUUAAUCAACAAAGGGAGAAUGGUGACCCUGAGGCCUGGGCUCAUUCUUUUGAACAACUACAUGGUGCUAAUGGUUGGGCAUCUGAAUUUGAGCAGGAACGAUCACAAAUGGCAUCAUUGGGUCAGAUAAGGGGUGGAAACAUGUCCAAUAUAGCAGCUAUGGAGCAGAGCCGUAUGCUUGCACAUACUUUAGCACAAAAUACCGAGCCAAAAUUUCAGAAUUCAAAGUUUCUCCAGUUUGUUUCAAAGAUGAGUCGUGGUGAGCUUAUGGUUGAUGAGAAUCAAAUCAAGCCAGCUACUGGAUCUAUCACUGCUGAUUGGGCUGAUGAAUACCAAGCACAAUAUAAUGUUGGUCCUAACUCUUGGGCUGAUCAGUUUGCACAUGAAGAGCUUUCACAAGGAACAGAUAAGUGGGCGAAUGAGUUUGCCAAGGAACAUCCACAGCACAAAGUUGAUGAUCAAUGGGUAAAUGAGUUCUCCAAAUUGCAUGUCCAAGACUGGGCAGAGGAAUUUGGACAGCAGGUCAGUGAUGGUCUUCUUGGGGAAAGUUCCGCAGAUAAUUGGGCAGAUGCAUAUGAUAAGUACCUUGAUGAACAACUACUAGCAUCCAAGCAACAGUCCAGUACAUCAAGAGGGGUUUAUGUCUUUUCUGAUAUGAACCCAUAUGUUGGUCAUCCCAAUCCUUUGAAGGAAGGGCAAGAGCUCUUUCGCAAGGGACUUUUAAGUGAAGCUGUUCUCGCUUUAGAGGCUGAAGUUUUAAAGAAUCCUGACAAUGCUGAAGGUUGGAGGUUGCUGGGAAUAACACAUGCAGAAAAUGAUGAUGAUCAACAGGCUAUUGCAUCCAUGAUGCGUGCCCAGGAAGUAGAUCCAACAAACCUUGAAGUGCUUCUUGCUCUUGGAGUUAGUCAUACAAAUGAAUUAGAGCAAGCAGAGGCGUUGAAGUAUCUUUACAAAUGGCUUCAAAAUCAUCCAAAGUAUGGGGUGCUUACUCCCCCAGAGCAAGCCGAUUCCCUAUAUUAUGCUGAUGUAGCGAGGUUGUUCAAUGAAGCUGCUGAGAUGUCACCUGAGGAUGCGGAUGUCCAUAUAGUACUUGGCGUGUUAUACAACCUGUCAAGGGAAUAUGACAAAGCCAUAAAAUCUUUUCAGACAGCAUUAAAACUCAAACCACGUGAUUACUCUCUCUGGAACAAACUUGGUGCAACUCAAGCCAAUAGCAUUCAAAGUGCAGAUGCAAUAUUGGCAUACCAACAGGCCCUAGACUUGAAGCCCAAUUAUGUUCGUGCAUGGGCAAAUAUGGGUAUCAGCUAUGCGAAUCAGGGUCUGUAUGAAGAGUCCUUACGAUACUAUGUGAGAGCACUUUCAAUGAAUCCUAAAGCAGACAAUGUAUGGCAAUAUUUAAGGAUUUCUCUCAGUUGUGUAUCUCGGAAUGACAUGUUUGAAGCUUGUGAUUCACGAAACCUCGAUGUUCUUCAGAAAGAGUUUCCACUGUGAUCUUGCAUGUACCAUAGACCAGAAGUCUUCAGUAUUACCACAUGAUGGAAGGUAAGUCGCACAUAGUAAAAGAGUAAUGUUUGAAAAUGCAUAACCAGGACUAUGCUAAUUUACAUUCAGAUUUUGGCCUUGAAUGUUGAUUCUGAUAAUUUGCAUCCUCCGUUGAGACAAGAAGCCGAUGUACAAUAAGAUUUAAGCUGGCCUACCAAUUCGGAUUUAGAAUUUUGGAGGCUAAGCUUCAUAUUGAAGACCUGGACUGGAAUCAACGAAAAGUCAAAAUGGGCAUUAGGCCUACCAGACGGAAUCUAUAGAGCCAAACAAUAACAUUUAUUUUGGCAGUGUAUAAAUCAGAAAAUUGAAUCUUGUUGGGUCACAAACUCACAUUAUCAUUAUAUGGAGUUGGAGGGGCCAAGAAAUAUCUGGGAAAUGAAUGUUCAUAUUUAUACUAAUAUAUAUUGCAGUUCAUAAGCAUUAUUUUGCUGAAUAA